AUGGAGCAAGUAGUUGAUAAAGAAGAAAUGUUCGUAGUCCUUCACGAACUGAUUACAAUGAAACGAGACUUGGCGUACGAACAAGUUCGAAAAGUAUUACUAAGCUCAAGAAUAUUCGAGGAAAAAUCUGGAUCAAAAAAAUGUAAAAUUAGCGAUGAUGCUCCACUUCCGGUGUCGAGUGCAUUGAGCACAAAUAAUAUGGAAAUGGUUGAGAAAUUUAUGCGUAUCUAUCGAGAUAACAUGAAUAAUACAAAUAGUUACAUGAUCGAAAGAGAUUUGAUAAGAUGCGCAAAGCUGAUUCAACACCACACAUUCAAUACUUCUCCUCAUAAACGACUUGCCAAGUUUCUAAUGAUUAUCACUUUAUCACCAGUAGAAAAGAUUGAAUGGAAAAAUGAAGUUAGAAUGAACUUAGAUCAAGGUGAUGAAGAUGAAGUUUCAAACUAUAUCCUAACCAAAUUUCAAACGCGAAAGAUUUGCUUCAAAAAUCCGCUUGUUAAUUGGGAAAAAGCACUUGAGGAAGCACGUAUUAUUGCGAAAGAAAAUCAAAUCGACAUUGAAGAAGAUCAGCCAAAGAAAAAUUCUCUAUUUAAAAGUAUUCUAUCACGAAAACAUAAUCAAAUGAAUGAACGGCAAUGAUCAUCUGCUGUGAAGAAUAAGACCGUUCGAUUUCCCGUUUCGGGAAUGUCGCUAAAUCCGUAUGCAUUUUUUGUCAAAGAGCAAUUUGAUGGCAAGACGAAACUUGUUGCUAAUCUGAAAAAUGCUGAAGCUAUGACGAAUGUUGCAGAAGCAUGGAAGAAGCUUGAUGAUUCUAAAAAGGAGGAAUACAAACAGAAAUCAAUCUCAUAUCGAGAGGAAAAGCUUCAACAAUUCAAACAACUUUCGGAGGAAGAGCAGAAGAAAUUAAUCGAGGAAUCAGUGGCGCAAAAGGCGGAAAGGGCGAAAAGGCGUGAACGAAAAGCUCGACGUGAAGAGUGGGAGUCAACCGGAAGACCGUCGAUCCCGCCAAACUCGUAUGCACUCUUUGUUAAAGAGAAGGUUAUCAAUGCGAAAUCUGCUAAUAAGAACGUCGACGUCAAUAUCGUAGUUCGUGAUGCGGCACAGGAAUGGAAAUCUCUUACUAAUGCUCAGAAAAAGAAGUUCACUGAUGAAGCUGAUAAGUUGAAAAAUGAAUAUCAUGCGAAAUUGACCGAAUGGAAAAGUAAAAAUGCGCAUAAAUCUGCGUCACCAUCAAAGUAA
Caenorhabditis bovis is the source of this 1239-nucleotide messenger RNA. NCBI's taxonomy places the organism in Eukaryota, Metazoa, Nematoda, Chromadorea, Rhabditida, Rhabditidae. The record is from the annotation of a GenBank genome assembly.